Asparagus officinalis (garden asparagus) is the source of this 2307-nucleotide messenger RNA. RefSeq names its product anthranilate phosphoribosyltransferase. Gene Ontology annotation, cellular component: cytosol. The coding region runs from base 139 to 1911 and encodes 590 amino acids. NCBI's taxonomy places the organism in Eukaryota, Viridiplantae, Streptophyta, Magnoliopsida, Asparagales, Asparagaceae. The record is from RefSeq and is a predicted model, not a curated record. Gene Ontology annotation, molecular function: GMP synthase activity. The transcript is spliced from 10 exons. Gene Ontology annotation, biological process: GMP biosynthetic process.
UCUCCAGAACGCCUCCUUUAUUAUACGUCCCCUCUUGCAGCGCUCUCCUCUCGUCAGUCCACUGUCCACAGCGUCAUCCCAAGAGAGGAGCUGACCCCAACAACGAAUCUCAACGCUCUCCUCCCCCAAAGUAUCAUCAUGAACUCUCUCCUCUCUCCAAACCCUAACCCUAACCCUAAUUUCACCAAAACCUCUCCCUUAAAACAGUCCGACCUCUCGAGCUCAACCGGCUGGAUCUCUCUCAGCCCUCAUACCCCGCGAAUCGGCCUCUCGUUCAACCGGCGGAGCUCGACCUCGAGGUCCGCUCUCUACUCGGAGAGGAUCGAUUUGACUGGGUUAUUGGAUUCGGAUCCUCCGAAUCCGGCGGUGUCGACGUCGUAUCGGAGCUCCGAUAUCCCGAGACCGAACCCGAUAGUGCUGGAGGCCCAGGCUAGGGUUUGCACGGGACCGGAGCAGACGAAGCCGAUGACCGAGGAGCAGGCGAUGGUGGUCCUUGAGACGAUUCUUAGAUCAGCUAGGGGAGAACUCAAGGAUGAGGAAGUUUCUAAAGCACAGCUUGGAGCUUUCUUUGCUGCAAUGACAAUACGAGCAAAUGCUUUUCCAGAAGCUACUCAAUGGAGUGAAGGAGAAAAGCAUGCCAUGAGUAUAUUCUGGCCACGUCUUCUUCAGGUUCUCCCCAAAGAUGUUAUUUUCAUAGCAGAUCCUGAGGGUACAAUCAUGGGGACAAGUAGUUCUAUUGGUCCUCACUAUGUUGGAAAUGGAAUUGCUGAAAUGAGACUGGUUGGUGCUCUCAGGGAAGUUUUGGCAGGUGGUCAUCUUGGUUAUGAGGAGGUUCAGGGUGUUCUAGGAGAUGUUCUUCCUUUGAAUGGUAAAAAUGGAAACACAGAAAUAGUGAGUGAGUCAUUGCUUGCAGCAUUUUUAAUAGGUCAGAGGAUGAAUAGAGAAACUGAGCGCGAGCUCAAAGCUUACUGCCUUGCAUUUGAUGAUGAGCUAGGGCCUCCACCAGUUGCUGAUGUUAGAUCCUUGACUCAUUAUGGUGAACCAUAUGAUGGAAAUACUCGUUUCUUCAGGAGUACACUGUUUGUUGCUGCAGUAAGAGCUUCUUAUGGUGAAUCUUGCUUGCUUCAUGGUGUGGAGUGGAUGCCACCUAAGGGGGGCAUAACAGAAGGGCAGAUGCUGAAGUUCAUGGGUGCAAAUACCCAGUUAUCUCCAUCACAGGCAAAAACUCUCCUAGAGGAUAAGGAUCUCAGCUUCGCCUAUGUUGGCCAGCAAGAAGCUCGCCCAUCUUUGUAUUCACUCAUUGGCCUCCGGGAGCACAUCAAGAAACGCCCUCCAAUAGCAACAUCAGAGAAAGUACAGCAGUUUGUAAGGGCUCGUGGAAGAGAAGCUAUUGUGGCGGGAUUUUAUCAUGAGGGUUAUGAAGAACCCUUGUUAAUGCUUAUGAGAAGAAGAAAAGUCCAUUCAGGCUUGGUUGUUAAGGGUGAGGAAGGUGCACUAUCCAUGACAACUAAAACAAGAUCAGUGAAUGCAUCAAAAGGUCUUCCAGUCGGAUUUCGCUCUCCAUUUCAAUGUUUGUCUACUUAUUAUCCAUUCCGUCUUUGUGAAGGAAUUACGCGCGAGAGUUUCUCCAUUGAUGUUAAUGCCAAAGAUUAUGGUUUUGAACCAACAGAUACUCCAAGAACUGAUAGAUCAGUUCUGAAAAAUAUAGAGUUGGGUAUAGCAGCAUUAUCUGGUGAAAAAGGGCCAGCCUAUGAUCGAAUAAUCUUGAAUGCCGGAAUGGUUGACCAUUUACUGGGCUGCAGAGGAGCUGAGGACGUACAUUCUGCCUUGGAGCGGGCAAGAGAAGCCGUUGACAGUGGCAAGGCUCUCAGGAGGCUCAUGAACUACAUAAAGAUAUCUCACAAAGUAUAAUAAUUCCGACAUAUAAUGAAUUUGUUGUUGUCCGUGUAAUUUUGCUGAAAGCUGUAACAGGAUGUGCAUUGCUCUUGUACAGACCAAUAGACAGAAAACAGGUGCAAACCAAUAAACAAAAAAAAGAAAAAAGAAAAAAGAAAAGAUAAGGAACCAGGUGCAAACCAAUAAACAGAAAAAGAAAAAUGAAAAGAAAAGAUAAGGAACUGGGUCGGUUGUGUGAUGAAGCCUUUUUUUUUUGAAACAAAAUUUUCAGUUUAAUUUUGCUCACUUGUAGGAACCUAAAACCAGGAUGUUUUCUUUAUGUUCUGAAUUGUUGUAAUUUAUGUGUAUGUAUUCUAUCUUGCAACGAUGCUUCAUUAGGAAAAGCACACUACUCAUUUUUAUUUGAUUGUA